UUUUAAUAUUUUAAUCUUGAUAUGCUCAAAUAUAAGUGUUUGGUAGUUUAUAAUUUUGAAUGCCAUAUUUGCAAAUCCUCUUGAAAAUAUUGGGCCAACAUCUGGAUUCCCAAAUGCAAUCUCCAUCUUAGCUCUAAUUUUUUUUAGACCUCUGGAUUGAGUCAAAACUCCGGACUACCAGGUCAAAAUAAGCUGCCUCUAUACGGUAACUCAAAUCCAUUACAAAUUCCCCCAAAUCUCAAACAAAAAAGCUUUGUUCCAAGCUGCUAAUGGUGAAUCUUCUGUUAUGCUGAAAGAGCUCGCCAUCUUAGCCCAACUGAUCCAAUCCUACGCCCUAACCGGCAAGCUUCAGAAGGGCAAGCAGCUCCAUGCACACCUCCUCACAUCCACUGGCAUCUCUUCCACCUUCAUCGCCAACCACCUUCUUAACAUGUACGCCAAGUGCGGCGACCUCACGCACGCCCUCUCCAUGUUCGACCAUAUGCCAAAAAGAAAUCUCAUCACUUGGACAGCCAUGAUAACGGGCUUCUCCCACAACGCCAGGUUCCUCGACUCCGUCCUGACUUUCUCCAACAUGUGCGCCGCCGGUAUUCAACCGACCCAGUUCGCCUUCUCCAGCGCCGUCCAAGCUACUACCUCUCUCAGAUCGCUUGCAUUCGGGAGGCAACUGCACUCUCUUAGCCUGAAGCUAGGCUACCACGCAGAGUUGUUCGUCGGCAGCAAUCUCGCUGACAUGUACUCUAAAUGCGGCUCUUUGGACGUCGCUUGCAGGAUUUUUGAGGAGAUUCCGGAAAAAGACGAGGUUUCCUGGACGGCCAUGAUCGAUGGGUAUGCAAAGAACGGCGAUUUCCAUGAAGCUUUGAUGGCAUUUCGCAAAAUCCUUGAUAAUGAAAACCUCGUCGCCGAUCAGCAUGUUUUUUGCAGCGCUCUCAGCGCUUGUGCUGGGCUGAAAGCUGGUAAACUAGGCCAAUCAAUCCAUGCCAGUGUAGUGAAAUCAGGCUCUUCGGCAGAGAGCGCUGUCAGCAAUUCACUCACAGACAUGUAUUCCAAGGCUGGAGACAUGGAGAGCGCCGUAACUGUUGUUAACACCUUUCCAAAUGGCUGGAAUGUUGUGUCGUGUAGCUCGUUGAUCGACGGCUAUGUCGAGAUGGAUCACAUGGAAGAAGCGAUUAACACAUACGCUGAAUCAAAAAGGCGAGGACUUUACCCGAACGAGUUCACCUUCUCGAGCUUGAUCAAGGCUUGCGCUAACGAUGCCGCUCUGGAUCAAGGUACCCAACUCCAUGCUCAGGUGAUCAAAACAAGCUUCAUUCUUGACUCCUUCGUCUGCGCCGUUCUCGUCGACAUGUACGGCAAAUGUGGCCUUCUCUUCUCUUCAAGUCAAAUAUUUGAAGAAAUUGAAAACCCGACCGACAUCACCUGGAAUUCCAAAAUAAACGUCUUGGCACAGCACGGCUGCGGGAAGGAGGCUAUUGAAGCAUUUGAUCAAAUGGUUGCAUGGCACAUUAAACCGAACCAUGUAACCUUUGUCAGCCUUCUAAUGGCCUGCAGCCAUUCCGGACUAGUAGAGCAGGGGCUUCAAUUCUUUGGUUCGAUGAACGAAGCCUUCGGCGUCGAGCCGAGAGAUGAACACUACUCCUGCGUAAUCGACAUGCUCGGGCGAGCUGGGAGGCUCGAGGAAGCUGAGAUAUUCAUCGGUAAGAUGCCUUCCGAGCCGAACGCCUACGCUUGGUGCUCUCUUCUCGGUGCCUGCCGGACGCACGGGCGGAAAGAGCUUGGCGAGCUGGCGGCGGAGAAGUUGAUGAGAUUAGAACCGGAGAACAGCGGAACCCACGUUCUUCUCUCGACCAUCUACGCCGGUGUGGGGCAGUGGGAAGACGUGAAGGCGGUGAGGAGGCUGAUGAAGGAUAGCGGGAGGAAGAAGCUCCCGGGGCUGAGCUGGAUUGAGGUGGAGAAGAAAACACAUGUGUUCGGCGCUGAGGAUUGGUCGCAUCCGAGGAAGGACGAGAUCUACAAGAAAAUGGAGGAACUGUUGAUGCGGAUCAGAGGAGAAGGGUAUGUACCUUACACGGCGGCGGUUGUGAGCAAGGUCGAGGAAAGCGAAAAGGAGAGGCUUUUGAGGCAUCACAGUGAAAGAAUCGCGGUGGCGUUCGCACUUAUAAGCUCGCCGGCGGGAAAACCGAUUAUUGUGAAGAAGAAUCUGAGGGUUUGUGUGGAUUGCCAUUCGGCCAUGAAGCUUAUUGCGAAGGUGGAGAGGAGGUUGAUUAUUGUAAGGGAUAGUGCUCGGUUUCACCAUUUUCAGGAUGGCAACUGCUCUUGCAGGGAUUAUUGGUGAAACAAUAUAAAUUGUUUAGAUUUUUAUUAAAUUAAAUGAUUUAAAUUCUAUAA
Molecule: messenger RNA, 2388 nt
Organism: Dendrobium catenatum
Lineage: Eukaryota; Viridiplantae; Streptophyta; Magnoliopsida; Asparagales; Orchidaceae
Product: pentatricopeptide repeat-containing protein At4g13650
Exons: 1
Coding region: 287-2335 (682 amino acids)
Biological process (GO): RNA modification
Molecular function (GO): zinc ion binding; RNA binding; protein binding
Source: RefSeq, a predicted model, not a curated record